Messenger RNA from Cylicocyclus nassatus, 705 nucleotides. Lineage: Eukaryota; Metazoa; Nematoda; Chromadorea; Rhabditida; Strongylidae. The record is from the annotation of a GenBank genome assembly.
AUGAGGUGUGCUGCAAUCUUUGUUUUACUUGUUCUGUCGUGCGCAAUAUUUGCGGCGGAUGCAAAGAAUAAGAAAAAGAAGAAUAAGAAGAAGAAACCUAAACCAGCCCCAAGACCAGUCUCAAUACCUGCACCUGUAUCUGCUGCACCAUCCGCACCCGUGAAACCACCCAAGGGAGUGUGCAUCUCGCCAGAAAGUGAUCAGAUAAACAAAAUGCUCAUGAGUUAUCUUAAGAGGGAUCGGGAGAAUGCCACGCUUGCGAAGGCAUAUUGCAUGUUGGCGAAAAUGGCACCAAUGUCAGUAGAGUACAAAGAUUUUUUCGCGUUGAAGGUCAUUACGCACAGAUAUGGGCCUCAUUCACCAACAGCAUCGCUGGAUUAUUAUGUUAAAGAAUUUGUAAAUGCAAAUGCGGCUACCAUUCGAACGUACAACGCUAUUGAUGAGAAAUCGGACAUGCAGCUACCUUUUGGAUGCAACUUGGACCUGCAAAACAAAGCGAAACAGGAGGUGAAAGUGAGGAGAGGAAAAAGGGGAAGAAAGAUCAAGCAAAAAUACAUAGUAAGAUGGGUUGAAGGAACUGUUAAUUGUCUUUUUUUGACUGCAGAGUCUAUCAGUGAGGUAUAUUUUUAUAUGAACCUCCUUGGAAAUCCAGACAGGAGACCAGGAGAUUUGAAUCGGUUCUUUCAAAAGUUGCAAAAUCCUUGA